AUGGCAACAGUCUUUAAGAUCCUUUCUGCAAUUCUCUUCCUUACUCUUGUCAACAAAGGGUCUAGUUCUUGUUCCCUAAACAACAUAAACAUUGGGUCAACGAGAAGUGGGAGAGAGAUACAAGGGAAACCUGAGUGGAACGUGGUUGUAAUCAACAACUGUUCUUGUAUACAGAGGCAGAUACAGUUAGCUUGCAGAGGGUUUCAGAGUGCAGAAAGUGUUAGCCCAUCAAUUCUUUCAAAGGAAGGUGAUAGCUGUCUCCUUAUCAAUGGCAAUCCUUUGAGCCCCUUCGCUACUGUUCGCUUCUCCUAUGCUUGGGAUCCUCCCUUUGUGUUGGUGCCCACUAGCUCCAUUUUAGGUCCUUGUUCCUAA
This is a messenger RNA of Abrus precatorius (Indian licorice), 372 nucleotides long. RefSeq lists its product as uncharacterized. The record is from RefSeq and is a predicted model, not a curated record. Lineage: Eukaryota; Viridiplantae; Streptophyta; Magnoliopsida; Fabales; Fabaceae. The transcript has 2 exons. Bases 1 to 372 code for a protein of 123 amino acids. Gene Ontology annotation, biological process: cell fate determination.